AUGUCUUGGCUGCGCAACCGUUUCUCCAAGGCUCACAGAAGCCGCAAGGAGUCGUCGCAACAGAUCCAGCUCAGGGGACCUGAGAGGCAGGAACCCGGCAGCCCGACGCCCGUGAAUGCGAUCCUGUUCCAGGGUUUCCAGUGGUACACGCCGGGUGGGCACUGGACCCGCCUAUCUGCAGCGCUGCAGACUUAUGCCGAUCUGGGCAUAACCUCAAUAUGGCUGCCGCCCGGCUGCAAAGCCAACCAGCCCGACGGUAACGGCUACGACUGCUAUGACCUCUGGGACCUCGGCGAAUUCGACCAGAAGGGUGCCCGGUCCACGAAAUGGGGCUCGCGCGAGGAGUUGCGCGAUCUCAUGGACAAGGCCAAGAGCCUGGGGAUCGCCAUCGUCUGGGACGCCGUGCUCAGUCACAAAACUGCCGGAGAUAGCACCGAGGAGUGCUGGGCGGUCGAGGUUGAUCCAGAAGACCGCCGCGUCGAAACCACCAAACCCAGGAAGAUCGAACCCUGGAUCCACUACUCAUUCCCAGGGCGAGGUGACAAGUACAGCAGCCUGAAAUGGCACUGGCAGCACUUCAAUGGCACGGAUUGGGACCAGCGAGCGGAGCGGCACGCCAUCUACAAGAUCAUCGACCCGCCCGACGCGAAGGGGAGGCGGCCGUCGAAGCAGCACCGCAAGGACUGGGCGCCAGACGUCGACGACGAGCUGGGAAACUACGACUACCUCAUGUUCACCAACAUCGACUACUCCAACGCCGAGGCGCGGCAGGACGUGCUGGACUGGGGUGCGUGGAUGGUGACGGACGUCGGAGUCAACGGUUUCCGCCUUGACGCCUUCAAGCACGUGUCCUGGCACUUUGCGCGCGACUGGACCGCCCACGUCAAGGCCGCCGCCGCCGCCGCCAACAAGGACGUCUUCGUGCUGGGCGAGUACUGGACGGGCGACGUCGACAAGCUGAUCAAGUGGGUCGACCGCGUCGGCAACAACGCCCACGCCUACGACGCCCCGCUGCUCAACAACUUCUCGGCCCUCUCGCUCGCCGCCAGCAAGCGGCCCUCGACCCUGACGCCGGCCCCGGUCAUCGACAUGCGCACCCAGAUCUACAAGAACACGCUCGUGGCCGCGCGCCCCGCCAACACCGUCACCAUGGUGGCCUCGCACGACACGGCCAAGGGCCAGAUGCUGGAGACACCCGUCACCCCGUGGUUCAAGCCGCUCGCCUACGCCCUGAUCCUGCUGCGCCGCGACGGCCUGCCCUGCGUCUUCUACGGCGACUUGCACGGCAUGAUGGGCCCCUUCCCGGCCCCGCCCGCCUGCGCCGGCAAGCUGCCCCUCCUGCUGCUGCUGCGCCGCUUCUUCGCCUACGGAGAGCAGACUGACUACUUUGACGCUCGCACGAGCGCCGGUUGGGUGCGGCACGGCACGUGGGACCGCCCGGACGGCUGUGUCGUGGUGAUGAGCGUGAUGGGGGCGACGAAGAAGGGCAUGCCGGAGAAGUUCAAGUUAUAG
Molecule: messenger RNA, 1512 nt
Organism: Lasiodiplodia theobromae
Lineage: Eukaryota; Fungi; Ascomycota; Dothideomycetes; Botryosphaeriales; Botryosphaeriaceae
Product: Glucanalpha-maltohexaosidase precursor
Exons: 4
Coding region: 1-1512 (503 amino acids)
Biological process (GO): carbohydrate metabolic process
Molecular function (GO): hydrolase activity, hydrolyzing O-glycosyl compounds; calcium ion binding
Source: RefSeq, a predicted model, not a curated record